GCUGUCGAGCCUGUUGUCAUAAGGUUCAAUGGAACGGUCUAUUUUCCUUCCAUCUAUCAUAUUAACAGUAGACCUCCCGAAGCUCCCGACCAUCGUAGCCCUCCUCCCCCAGAACUCGAUACCGCUUGGGCCAGGAUUUCUGAUGAUGAUACGGCAUUCAAUUUGCUACCAAUCCGGGUUACGAUUGAUGACCUACGUAAAGCUGGAGAAGUAGAUCUACUAGCGAAGGCCAAGUAUCCACAAAGUAACGGUGGAGGUUUCAUGGCAUCGUUGGAAGUCAACCACCAACUGCGUUGUCCGAACUUCCUUCGCAAAUCCUGUUGGUCCGACCAUUAUUGGUUGAAUCCCGGGUUCCGGCGGGACCCCUCGGUAGUUCGAAUGCAUCUCGGUAAUUUUCCCUUCUCACCCGACAUACAUCCUGCUCAUGGCAUAUUAGAUGACUGCGCCGAGCUGAUCGGGCAGUCUAUCAUGUGCGAUGCCGAGGUCGCGAUGAUCACGUGGGACUGGGUAACACUAUCCUAA
Suillus subaureus is the source of this 522-nucleotide messenger RNA. RefSeq lists its product as uncharacterized. The record is from RefSeq and is a predicted model, not a curated record. The annotation marks the transcript as partial. The transcript is spliced from 3 exons. Lineage: Eukaryota; Fungi; Basidiomycota; Agaricomycetes; Boletales; Suillaceae. Gene Ontology annotation, biological process: mycotoxin biosynthetic process.